Messenger RNA from Kuraishia capsulata CBS 1993, 1269 nucleotides. RefSeq lists its product as uncharacterized. NCBI's taxonomy places the organism in Eukaryota, Fungi, Ascomycota, Pichiomycetes, Pichiales, Pichiaceae. The coding region runs from base 1 to 1269 and encodes 422 amino acids. Gene Ontology annotation, molecular function: glucan exo-1,3-beta-glucosidase activity. Gene Ontology annotation, biological process: glucan catabolic process. Gene Ontology annotation, cellular component: extracellular region; cell surface. The record is from RefSeq and is a predicted model, not a curated record. The transcript has a single exon.
AUGCUCCAGACGCUACCAUUACUGAGCAUCCUAGCCUCGCUAGUGCUCCUAGCCACAGCUCUUCCUGUCAAACCAUCUCUCCAGCUUAUCAAGCGUAACAGCAGAUGGGAUUACUCCAGCGAUAAAAUCUAUGGAGUAAACAUUGGAGGUUGGUUUGUUUUGGAGCCUUAUAUCACGCCCUCGCUAUUCGAGGCCUUUGGUGAUAAUCCUCCAGUGGACGAGUAUCAUUACACGCAGCAACUGGGCAAGGACGAGGCUCUUAACAGACUCGAUGCUCACUGGUCGACCUGGAUUACGGAAAAGGACUUCGAGGACAUUGCUGGUUACGGCCUGAACUUUGCGCGUAUUCCUAUCGGUUACUGGGCUUUUCAAUUGCUUGACUCGGAUCCUUACGUGCAAGGACAAGAGGCUUACCUUGACCAGGCUCUGGGCUGGGCUCGCAACAACAAUAUCAAGGUCUGGAUAGAUCUCCACGGAGCUCCAGGCUCGCAGAAUGGGUUUGACAAUUCUGGACUUCGUGACCAAAUUGAGUUCCAACAGGGCGACAAUGUGCAGGUUACACUUGACGUCUUGACUUACAUCUCCAACAAGUACGGUGGAUCCGAUUACGCGGAUGUGGUCAUUGGAAUUCAGCUUUUGAACGAACCUCUUGGUUCCUCACUGGACAUUAGCGACCUGCAGAGUUUCUACUGGUCCGGUUAUGAGGCUGUUCGUAAUGCUGGUGAUGCUCCUGUGAUUAUCCACGACGCGUUCCUCCAAACAGGUGCUUGGAACGACGUUCUCUCUGUCGACCAGGGUGCCUGGGAUGUGGUUGUGGAUCAUCACCAUUACCAGGUGUUCUCCACAGGUGAGUUGCAACGUUCUAUUGCCGACCACGUAAGUGUGGCAUGUUCCUGGGGAACCGACGGUAACAGUGAGUACCACUGGAAUCUUUGUGGUGAGUUCACUGCUGCUCUUACUGAUUGUGCCUAUUGGCUCAAUGGUAUUGGAAGAGGAGCCCGUUAUGACGGCUCUUACGAAAGCUCGUGGAUUGGCUCGUGUGAUGGUCUGAACGACUACUCGCAAUGGGACUCCAACAGAAUCAGCGAGACUAGACAGUACAUCGAGGCCCAAUUGGAUGCGUUCGAGUAUGGAAAGAACGCUGGAUGGGUCUUCUGGUGUUUGAAGACAGAAUCAACCGUGGAAUGGGAUUUCAAGAGAUUAGUGCUGUUGGGAGCAAUCCCCCAGCCACUGAGUGAUAGAUGGUUCCCAGGUCAGUGUGGUUUCUAA